AUGGCGGCAUCCACCACCAACGUCAUCAACCGCCUCCGUGCGUUCAGCCGCGGCGAAAUCGACAUCCCCGACCUCGAGAUGUUCCAAAUCAUCGACGCCGAGAUCCUCAAAGCCAAGCAACCUUUCACGACGACCCACAAGGUCAUGUUCACAAACACCUUUGGAGCUCACAAGGCCAUCGCCUUGGUGCUCUCCCAGCUCUCCCCGGACUGCAAGAAGAUUGCCUUCAUCAUGAAGGGCGGCGUUGCUCGACAUGAUCACUGGCGCGCUGAGCAGCUCUCUGGGGCUGGUCUCCUCGACUUCUUCGACUAUACUACUGGCGACGAGCUGAACCCAGGAAGCCUGUUAUGGGAGAUCGACCUGCAUACCAACGACGAGGGCCAGCAGGCCGUGAAGGAUAUGAGAUGCGUGGUCUUCGUGCCUGAAGACGAAGAGGGAAGGUCGCUGGCGGACUUUUAUGUCACCUUCUUCCAGGACCGCCUCGACCAUGGCUCCAAGCACCCAGUGACGGGCGAGCGUAUACUUAAGAUUCCUCAGCUCGGCCAGCUAGGCCGCGGCUACAUCCAGCAUACCAUCAAGGAGGAUGACUGCGAGGAGGCCCUGAUCUACGCUCUCGGCCAUCUCAUCGAUACAGUCCGGACGGGCACUAGUAUGGAGAACGACGGAGAUAUCAACAUGGCGGAGAUGAUCGGUGGCUUAGGCCUGUAUGUGCUCUCCAAGACCAACGACGUGGACAAAGCCUGGGGCGACCUGGACUGGCUCAUCAACACCAUUAACGGGCCCCACGACAUCCGGCAGCGCCGAGGCCCGACCGGAGUUCAAUUCUUCCCAACCUAA
Molecule: messenger RNA, 837 nt
Organism: Colletotrichum chrysophilum
Lineage: Eukaryota; Fungi; Ascomycota; Sordariomycetes; Glomerellales; Glomerellaceae
Exons: 1
Coding region: 1-837 (278 amino acids)
Source: RefSeq, a predicted model, not a curated record